AUGAAAUUCCAAGGGGCGCUCUUGCCAUUGGCUCUCAUCAGCUCUGUUGAUGCCUUCUCCAUCUCAAAAGAAACCAUCAAGGCCGGGGUCUUUGACGCUAUCCAGGAUGUUCAGCAAUUUGACCUUUCUAAAUACAAUCCUUUCCAACAAUCUCAAGUAACCGCUGAAGAAGAUGAUAUCCAUUAUUCCACAGUAAACCAAUCUGAAUGGCCAAUCGAUCUUUCUGGUUACGAAAAUGAUAUUGUGAUUCGUCUCGCUAUGGAUCCUAAAACUGUUAUGGAGCGUGAAAUUAUGAAAAACUGCAAUAAUUGCGAUGUAUGGUCUAGAAGUCAAACUUUUAUGGACAUAAAACUUCCAAGAGAUGAGCUCCAACCAUUACUCGAAUCUUCAGAAAUUAAGGUAGAUGAAUAUUCUAUAAUCAUUGAUGACCUUGCUCAAAAAAUUUUUGAGAGUUACCCAAAAAACUUUUUUAAUGCCCAAGAUGAUGAUGAGAUUGUAGCAUUGGAUGACGAGCUAUUUUUCAAAGAAUAUAGACCUUUGAAAACAAUUUAUUCGUGGUUUGACUUGCUUGCAGAAACAUAUUCUGGGUUUGUUUCUGUCGAGAAUUUUGGAACCACCUUUGAAGGUCAGAAAUUGAAGGCGUUGUACAUUGAUACUUCCAGAUUCUCUGAAGGCAACAAUCCUAACAACAAGACCAUCAUUAUUGCUGCGGGAAUCCAUGCUAGAGAAUGGAUUUCUGUGACUUCCGCCAACUAUAUCAUUUUUCAGCUAUUAACAAAGUAUGGGAUAUCCAAACCAGAGACCGAUUAUCUCAAUCAAUUGAAUAUUCUAGUGGUACCGGUAUUCAACCCUGAUGGUUACACUUACAGUUGGACUAAUGACAGACUUUGGCGUAAAAACCGUCAAGAGACCUACUUACCAAGAUGUUUUGGGAUCGACAUUGAUCACUCCUUUGAUUAUCGAUGGGAGAAAACUGAAGAAACCUCUUGGCCAUGUGAUGAAGAUUACAGUGGAGAAGUUCCAAAGGAAGCCCUUGAGGUGGCACAAUUCGAGGAAUUUUUGAACUCCUCUAAGGCAAAUCAUCAACAUUUACAACUCUAUGGAUACAUUGAUCUUCAUUCUUAUGCACAAGAAAUCUUGUAUCCGUACGCCUACAGUUGUGAACACCGUCCAAGAGACGAAGAGAAUUUGCUUGAAUUGGCCUAUGGGUUGUCCAAGGCCAUUAGACUUAACUCUGGUAAGAAUUACUUGGUGACCCCUGCUUGCAAGGACAAAAAUGUCGAUUUGACACCGGGUAUGGGUAGCGGAUCGUCUUUGGAUUAUUUAUACAGUACCGCCAUGGCACAUUGGGCAUUUCAAAUUAAAUUGAGAGACUCGGGAUCUCAUGGGUUCUUAUUACCUUCCAAGUUCAUCAAACCUGUUGGGGAGGAAGUUUAUGAAGCAGUCAAAUAUUUCUUUGAUUUUAUUUUGGAUCCGGAAUUGUGA
This is a messenger RNA of Saccharomycopsis crataegensis, 1485 nucleotides long. It is a transcript of the gene ECM14, whose product is annotated as putative metallocarboxypeptidase. The transcript has a single exon. Gene Ontology annotation, biological process: proteolysis. Bases 1 to 1485 code for a protein of 494 amino acids. NCBI's taxonomy places the organism in Eukaryota, Fungi, Ascomycota, Saccharomycetes, Ascoideales, Saccharomycopsidaceae. The record is from RefSeq and is a predicted model, not a curated record. Gene Ontology annotation, molecular function: zinc ion binding; metallocarboxypeptidase activity.